Messenger RNA from Aegilops tauschii subsp. strangulata, 573 nucleotides. Lineage: Eukaryota; Viridiplantae; Streptophyta; Magnoliopsida; Poales; Poaceae. The record is from RefSeq and is a predicted model, not a curated record.
AUGCUUAACUGCAAGCCCGCCGCUACGCCUGUUGAUACGAAGGCCAAGCUCUCUGCCUCGGAUGGUUCUCCCGCUUCGGAUGCUGCAUUCUACCGGUCCAUCGUUGGUGCUCUCCAGUAUGUCACUCUAACUCGACCGAAGAUUCAGUACACCGUACAGCAGGUGUGUCUUCAUAUGCAUGCUCCUCGGGAUGGUCAUUGGGCCGCUGUCAAGCGGAUUCUUCGCUACGUCUGCGGCACUAUGGAGCUCGGCAUCACGCUCUCCGCCUCCGCCGACACCGCCCUCACCGCCUAUACCGAUGCAGACUUGGCGGGCUGCCCUGACACUCGUCGCUCCACCUCGGACUAUUGUGUCUUCCUUGGACCAUCAAUCAUAUCAUGGUCGUCCAAGCGGCAGCCUACGGUCUCUCGCUCCAGUGCUGAGGCUGAGUAUCGUGCGGUGGCCAACAUCAUCGCCGAGUGUUCGUGGCUUCGCCAGUUGCUCCAGGAGCUCUCUUCUCCUGUGGAUCGUGCUACGGUGGUCUACUGCGACAACGUCUCGGCUGUCUACCUCUCCGCCAACCCGAUAUCAUGA